UCGAGAUUGAGAGCAUCAGUUGUCAUAUAAACCAACCUCGAUUUAGGUGAAAUUUCCGAGUAAAAAUCAACAGUGUACAUCAUUUUUAGAAUGAAAUUCAUUUUAUUUACAGUCAUUUUUAUCAUCACAUUCACAUUUGGAUAUUCAAUACGUUGUUAUCAAUGUAUUCAGGGAUUUCCAGCGGUCACUGACGAUUCAACAAUUGAAAAUGUACCAUUACCAAAGAAUCUAUCAUUGCCAGGAGUUGAUCAUUUACCAACGGCUUAUUGUAAAACACCAUUUGAACUCAAAGGAAAUAUUCUUUGCACAGCAGCUCAUCGAUGUAUGAAAAGUGUCACUUACGAGAAAGAUAACAAAUUCAUAAUUCGCUACUGUGCCCCAAUGAGAAACGAAUACGGUUUCGAAGUACACGCAUCGUCAAAAAAACCAGUUGACAUAACAAAUGGUUGUCACAAAUUUCGAGCCUAUAUUUGUGACACCGAUCUAUGUAAUGGAUCAUCAAAAAAUCAAAAUUUCAGUAUUUUAAUUUUAUUAAUUCCAUUUCUAUUUUAUAAUUGAAAAAACAAAACCCUGCAUGUUUAAUCUCAAUUUUUAACUAGUGAAAAAGUCAUCCCUAUUAUAAUUAUUAUAAUUACUAUUAUAUUAUUAUUGUUAUACAGGGAAAUAUAAAGUGCCAAAUAUUUAUGAAAGCUGACGAAAAAAAAGAACAGUACAAAGUAGACACACAUUUUUCUAAGUAUUGUUAUGACAAAUUUUUACUACAACAACAACAACAACAAAAUACAAAAAAAGCAACUGAUACGUGUAUCGAAAAUUUUAAACGAAAAUUCUUAAAGGAAAGAAGUGAAAAUCAAUAUUAGUGACAUCGAUUAGAUAUUUAUUAGGUUUUUAAAUGUAAAACGUUUUUAAAUGUAUUAUAUGAAAAUUUAACACUGUAUUAUAAUA
Messenger RNA from Leptopilina heterotoma, 945 nucleotides. RefSeq lists its product as uncharacterized. The transcript has 4 exons. Gene Ontology annotation, biological process: positive regulation of voltage-gated potassium channel activity; sleep; regulation of synaptic transmission, cholinergic. The coding region runs from base 91 to 558 and encodes 155 amino acids. The record is from RefSeq and is a predicted model, not a curated record. Lineage: Eukaryota; Metazoa; Arthropoda; Insecta; Hymenoptera; Figitidae.